Molecule: messenger RNA, 2081 nt
Organism: Bactrocera neohumeralis
Lineage: Eukaryota; Metazoa; Arthropoda; Insecta; Diptera; Tephritidae
Exons: 6
Coding region: 607-1959 (450 amino acids)
Source: RefSeq, a predicted model, not a curated record
UCAGAAGAUCUGAGCGGCUGUUAAGCUUGAUUUCUCAACGCUCAUAAACUCAACUAUCUCUUCGAUAUUGCUCGGUAGUCCGCUGCAGUUCAAUUGAAGAAGUCGGGUUUGUCGCGGUUAUUAAGUUGUGAUCCUGCCUGGUUUUGACGGUCUUGGGAUCUUCCGGCAAUCGGUACUUCUCGCCCUUCAACUCUGGUAGAGAUUUGACAAUAAAUGGCUUACUUUGGUGUCAGUGUGGCGGCUGACAAAGUAAACGUCCUCUUAAGUAGGUACACUGGUUUAGUAAUAGGUCGGGAACUACUAUAGUUAUAUCUUGACUAUAUAGGUGCAUGGUAAAGGUAAAAAAUACUUAUAGUUUGACAAGUGAUUCUUUUCGCUGUUUAGUUUUAUUGUCCAUUUCUUAGUCCAACUCCGAAAUUUAUUGCAUGCUGCAGAUUUAGCGAAUCUUUCCUUUGCAAAAGUGUCAGUUUACUGCUUUUGCGACUAAUUACGUACCGUUACCGGACUUAACGCAUUUAUUGCAGGGUUCGUAAAAUAUAUAUCUACGCAUACACAUUAACGAUUUUUAAAACUCUGCUGCAAUUGUAAACAGAGUAAUAUUUUAAAAUGUAUACUUGCGCUCUCCAAAGAGAGAUUAUUUCAAAUCGCUUGCUGACUAUAAAAGCGAUGCAUUCAGAUUAUGUAAGGUAUUUGAAAGCAAUCAUGGUUAAUGCGGGUAGUGAGUCUCAUGGCGAAGAUGCCUUAAACACUCCAGAGUGGAUCAAUGAAGAAUUCUUCAAACGCAUUCUUGAUAAAGACGAAAAUGAAAGUGUAAAGAUAAAUAAAUUGCUGCUCUCAUCCGGCAGUACCAAAACUGAUAACUACGCGAGUGUAUUGUAUCGUGCUAAGAUAAAGUAUGCCUUGUGUUCCCAGCCUAAUCAAGAGAAAGUUCGUUCAUUUGUAAUGAAAACCGAGCACUUCGAGGAAGGACUGCGGAAGGAUAAAUUGAGUGAAAUGACAAUUUUUGAAAACGAAGUGCGAAUAUAUACCAGUGUGUUGCCGAUGAUUGAAGCGAAGCUGCGAGAAUUUGGCGAUCAGACGGUACUGGCACCGAAGAUAUUCCACAGCAGCUCGGAGAUGCCGCGUAACAUAGUGUUCGAAGAUCUGGUGGCUGAAGGUUAUUCUCUCAUCAAUAACCGUCCCGGUAGUUUGGAGGAAAUCAAGUUAGCUCUAAAGAAAUUAGCUAAAAUACAUGCAAUCAGCUAUCAAAUGGCACAGAUGGGAAACAAAGAGAUAACCACAUUCCAAAAGAUCUACGUUAAUACGGUGAAUGUAGAUGAUUUUAUUAUCUUAAGAGAUGGUGUCAAACUAAUGAAAAAAGUGAUAAGUGAUCAGCCAGAUCUUCAAAAGUAUAUAUCACAUUUCGAGGCGGCAGAAAAAUUUUUAUUUCCCAAGGUUUUGGACUUACUAAACGCGCCUAAAAACGGUAAACAUAGUGCGGUUCAAGUACUGAAUCACGGUGAUUUUCAUAUGAAGAAUUUAAUGGUGAAAUAUGUCGACAAUGAACUGAAAGAAUUAAUGCUGCUCGAUUAUCAAACCUGUAUUUUUGGAUCUCCUGCUAUAGAUUUAUAUUAUGCUUUUGUCAUGAUGUACAGUCCAAACAUGCGUUUAGAGAAAAUGGACGAACUGCUUUAUUAUUACACAAAGAGUUUUCAAGACACUCUACAUAGUGUGCAGUACCAAGGGCAUAUUCCAACCAUUAAGGAGAUAAGGGAGGAGAUGUGCGAUUACCGACAUUGGGGUCUGUACUUAAUUUGUACUUUGCUUUGCUUUAACUAUGCCUUCAUGCAUGGUUUUGACAUGAGCGAAAUUAUCGAGUCUGAGGCGGCAAGGCUUGAAAUAUUCGCGAAUACGAAGAUUCUGGAUGAGUUGCGUUUACUGCUUCCGCGCCUCUUAUAUUUAGGCUAUUUUGAGGAAUAAUACACUGAAGCAAUGAUAAGAGGAGGUUUUAAUUUCUUAUUUACAAUAUUUAUAUUUCUUAUUGUUUUGGUUUGUUAUUGUAAAUAACCUAAUUGUAAAUACAUUGGUAGAAUGGUGUGCAA